AAUUACCAGAAAUGGAUUUGGAAGAAGAGCUGCUUAAGAUCAAUAUUUCACAUUUGAAUUCACAUAUCACCUGUUCAUUGUGUUAUGGUUACUUCAUUGAUGCUACAACUACAACAGAAUGUCUACACACAUUUUGCAAAAGUUGUAUAGUGAAAUACUUACAAACCAGCAAGUCAUGUCCCCAGUGUGGUGUGAAAAUACAUGAAACUCAGCCACAACUCCAUCUGAGAGCCGAUCGUACCAUGCAAGAUAUUGUCUAUAAAAUUGUACCAGCAUUGUUUGAGAAUGAAGAAAAAAGAAGAGAAGAGUUUUACAAUUCCAGAGGAUUUUCUAAAUUAAAGAAAGGUGUGGUGGAGAAAAUACCUGAGCCCAAACUAACCUGUAUACAAGCCAGUGAUGAUAGACAUAUGUACAAGUAUGAUGAAAAGAUCAGCAUUUGUUUAGAAAGAUAUCAUGUCCAUGCAAUGCCAGUCAGAGGGAGUCACAGCAAGGUACCAUCUUUACAGGAAAAAUUCAUACGGUGCUCAAACAGACUACAAGUUCAUGAUGUUAUUAACCUACUGAUGAAAAGAUUAGAGAUACCAUCAGAAGCAGAGUUAACACUAAUAUGCCAUGGACAUGAACUGACAAAAGAAUGGUCACUGAAACAAGUAUAUCUGAUGUACUGGAGUCCAAAGGGAUCACCAAUGUUUCUAUUUUACUGCUUUAAACCUGGAUGAAUUCUGACACUUUACAUUAAAUGCAUCCUAGUAGAGCUGCAGGACGGCUUGGUGCUAGAUAUGAUAGAAUAUUCUGUCACAUAGAGUUGCUCAACAAGACUGGAAAAACUUACAAAACAAACUGAUACAAAAGUUUGAUUUUUUUUAUAAAUGAAAUUUUUAUCAUCCUAAAACUAAUAUUUUUUCCAUAUUCCUUUACAAAUUGAACUAUUUCUUCUUUUGAAUGUUUACAGUGCAUUUAUUUAAUUUCAUAAAUGACAAACUUAUGUAAUGUUUAUACUGUUUUCAACUAUUGUUAUUUUUUAAACACUUUUGCAUUUAUAGUCUUAAACUUAAACUAUGCUAUAUAUGCUUAUAUGUGACAUAUCAAAUAGCUAAUUGUAUCAUUACUGUGCUUAUGCAAGAGUUCAUGCCCUUUUAGGAUAUCAAUGAUUCAUGACACUUUUUCAAUUUUCAUUUAUAACUGGUCUCUUCAAACUGACCAGCUGCUGAAAAGUUUAGAUCAUUUUUAGCAUCAAAAUAUUUUUGAUAUAAUGUAAAUGAAGUGCAUUAAUUAAAAAAAACCUUGUUCUUUUAAAUUUCUAAUACAUGAAAAGUUUUGAAAAAAGAUUGACUCCUAUAUGAAAACUUCUAUUGCAAUGGCAUUUUAUGUCAGUAAAUUUCAGUAAUUAAUCAGUUAGUCAAGUAGGAGGGUGAUCCUGAAAAUGCAUUAAAUAUUUGCAACUGAAUGUUUAGAAAACAACAGUCACCAUUACCAUGUAGAAGGGAGAUAAUUUUUAGCAUAUUAUGAGAUGUUAUGGUGUGGUUAAGCAAGUUAUCUCCCCUUCUUGUCCUGUUUACAACAUUUUAGCAAUUUAAAGCAAUGAUAACAAACUGCAACUUUCAAUAGUCAUUUGACCCAUUUUUAUUUUAUAAAGAUUAAAGACUCUUGAAUAAGAACAGUGAUAACUAUUAUUGUGACAUGACUGGCCAGAGGCUGGUCCUCAUUUUACUGUAAUAUGAAUUUUAAUGUUUUAUAUGUUGUUGUAGUUAUUGCUUGGUUGUUGAUUAAAAACUGUUGCAUUUUC
This is a messenger RNA of Mytilus trossulus (common blue mussel), 1786 nucleotides long. RefSeq names its product polycomb group RING finger protein 1-like. The transcript is spliced from 8 exons. Gene Ontology annotation, cellular component: PRC1 complex. The coding region runs from base 12 to 719 and encodes 235 amino acids. Gene Ontology annotation, biological process: negative regulation of transcription by RNA polymerase II. Gene Ontology annotation, molecular function: promoter-specific chromatin binding. The record is from RefSeq and is a predicted model, not a curated record. Lineage: Eukaryota; Metazoa; Mollusca; Bivalvia; Mytilida; Mytilidae.